CGCGUGAACUUGGCGCGAGACACUACCGUGUGUCUCUUGAUACCACGAUCUUCAACUCGAAAUCUCGUAACGGUAGCGGAUCGUACGUCGAGAUAGUGUUUAUUACAUUAUCUUAAUACUUGCCGAAAAUUGGAUUUUAAUUUAUAAUGGCAGCAAGAGUAGCAAAGAAAACUCCGAGGAAAAAAGGUGGUUAUGAACUGCCGGAAGCUAUACCGGCGGGAGAAAUUCUAACGGAUAUAUGUAAGGGCCAAUGGAUUCUGGGCAAGUCAAUCGGUGUCGGUGGUUUUGGAGAAGUUUAUUCUGCGGCGCCAUAUUCUAACAAAGUGCCAAAAAAUUAUCCCAAUGUUAUGAAAAUUGAACCACAUGGAAAUGGUCCAUUAUUUGUAGAAAUGCAUUUUUAUAUGAAAAAUUGUAAGGCAAUUGAAAUUGAUAGUUGGCAGAAACAAAAGAAACUGGCUGUACUUGGAAUGCCUAAAUAUAUUGCUUCUGGUAGUCAUGAAUAUAAUAAUAAAAAGUAUCGAUUUUUAGUAAUAGAUCGAUAUGGAACUGAUUUAUGCAAAGUAUUUGAGAAGCAUAAUAAACAGUUUCCUGAACAUGUGGUGUACAAACUAGCUUUACAAAUAAUAGAUAUAUUAGAAUAUAUUCAUGACAGAAAUUACGUACACGCUGAUAUCAAAGGUGAAAACCUGUUACUGGAAUUAAAUGCCUAUGAUCAAGUUUAUUUAGUUGACUUUGGUUUAGCUUCUCGCUGCACAAAAUUAACUGAAUUAAAAGUUGAUCCAAAAAAGGCACAUAAUGGCACAUUACAAUACACAAGCAGAGAUGCUCAUAUGGGAGUGCUAACACGACGUGGUGAUAUGGAAAUUCUAGGCUAUAACAUAAUUUUCUGGUUAUGUGGUUCAUUACCAUGGGAAAAAUUAUUAGACGCGACUGUUGUUCAGAAAGAGAAAGAAAAAGCUUUUAAAGAUAUAGAUAGUUUUUUGAACAAGUGUUUUCAUAAAUUAGUUCCACAGGCUGUACAUAAAUUCAUAACUUUAUUAGCCAGUAUAAAAUUUAAUGAAAUACCACCAUAUGAAAAGUUUAAGGAAAUAUUAAUAGCUGGUUUAAAAAAACUAAAUCACAAACCAGAUGGAAAAUUAAGAUUAAAUAGCAUUGAUACAUUGACUCAACAAAAUAUUGCUAAAUCCACACCUAAAUCUACACCUAAAUCUACACAAAAAUUAAAAAAACUGGUUGACAAAGCUAAAAAAAGCCCUAACACAACACAUAUGGAUGCUCCAACUCCUGUGAAUUCAAGAAAAAGUACUAUAGGUGUUGUGAUGGAUAAAAAACGUGGUAACGNAAAAGAUAAUGAAAAAUUACGCUGGACAUAUUUCAACUCUCCUUUGAAACUACCCACUCAUCUUAUGGCGUUUGCAAUGAUCAAUUUUCCUCGUCAUUUUAGUAAUAAUAUCAUUAGCAUGUACUGCAGAGAUGACGUAAAAAAUGAUGUAACAUUUGCAUGGAACGUUAUUACAAAAAUUACAGACUAUUUUAUUCUUCAAAGGAAAUUAUUAAUCAAGGUGAACUAUGUUCUAAUCCCAAAUUUUCCAGACGACGGCUUAUCAAAUUGGGAACUCAUUUUUUAUAGAGAAACAGCUGUUGUCUGUGAUGAAAAAUUAGAUUCGAUUGCUCAUAAAAUAAAAGUGGCGGAUUUGAUAGCACGUUUAACAUUAAAACAAUGGUUCAAUAAUACGAUUAUACCAUCCUCGUGGUCUCAUGCUUGGUUUACUGACAGUCUUGCUACAGUCUUUGCAAUGGAUGCAAUCAAUGAAACUAAGAUUUUCGAAGAUAAUCAAAUUAAGUACCUGUUCAUAGAACAAAUUCAAUAUGAGUCUUUUCAUUUAGAUGAUCUUCACUAUAAUAAUUAUUAUGAAGAUUCUAUCUCUUUCAAUGUACUUUCUUAUGAAAGCAAAAGUCCUUUUGACAUUAAAUCACAUUUCUCUUUACCUUAUUACAGAGGUGUCUGUAUCUUGCGCAUGCUGCAGCAUAUAAUUAGUGAUAUGGCAUUCCGAAAUGGUAUCGAUCUACGUACGUAUGGAAACAUCCCGAUAACGCCCGAUCACUUCUGGAAUAUUUUAACUCUUGUCAUACGUUUGAAAUACAACAAAUUCGAUCUUGAUAUAAAAGAUAUAAUGAAUGGUUGGGUGAGGCUAUGGCAUUACCCUGUGCUUACUGUAAAACGAAAUGAUAAAAGAAAUGGUGUAUUAGUAUCUAUAGCAAAACCUAUAAGUUUUAUAUUUAGCCAAUCGGGUUUACCGAAUUUCUGGAUACCUAUCACAUACACUACGAAGAGAGAGCUCAAUUUUACUAAAACUUCUUUUCAAGAUAUCAUAUGGCUUAAAAAUGAACCGGUUGAAAUAUAUAUGAUCGACACAGAUUGGAUAAUAAUCAACUUACAACAAACUGGAUAUUAUCGGGUUAAUUAUGAUUAUGAUAUUUGGCGAGAUAUCAUAAAUUAUUUGCACUCACAUGUUUAUACGGACAUUCAUAUUCUAAAUCGGGCUAAACUGAUCGAUGAUGCAUUUCAUUUUAUGAUAACACAACAACUCAAUUCUUCGAUAUUUUGGAAUUUAACGCAUUAUCUACACCAAGAAACAAGUUACAUAGCAUGGUAUCCUAUGUUCAAAGCUAUGGAAUAUAUGUCGAAAAUUUUUCCAUAUUCAGAUUUAGAAAUUGAUGCUAUUAAGGAUAGACUUGUAUUAAUAUUAGACUCACUUCUUUUGAAUAUAACAAACAAAAAAGAUCCGAAGAAAGACGAUCUAACUCAAUGUUUAUGGAGAGAAGCUCUAAAAUGGACAUGCAUUUUGAAUAAUCUGAUGUGCGAAGAACAUAUCCAAAAUCUUCAAGAACAUAACUUUCUGAACAAUUAUAUCUAUGGUGAUCCUUGGAUGCACUAUUGUGCAAAAUUGAAGAUAGACACAUCAAAUAAUCUGUUGGUAACACUAUUACAAGACUACAAAAUACACUCUAUAAGGGAAGCAUUGGAAUCUUUAGUUUGUUCUGAUAAUUCUGCUCUUGUUAUACUAUUCUUGGUACGAAUAAGACAGAAUGGGGGAGAUAUACAACUCGAUCGACAAACUCAUAUUAAAAUGUUUUUUUCUAUUUUUGCGAGCCAUGCUAAAAGGCAUGAAAUACUUGAUUUACUAUUUUACAAUUUUGAAGUAGUGAAACCCAGCGAAAUUAAUAAGGUUGCGCUAUUGAUUCACAUUAUCAAUAAUGUGUAUUCUCAGGAAAGUUUUAAUAAGAUUGAAAAAUUUGUGGCAGAAAAUACCACACAAUUAAGGUUUGAUGUUGAACAGAAGAUAAAAAACCGCUUGCGUAAUAUCGAAAAGCACAAAAACUAUGUUCAAACAAUUCGCCUUUUUCACGAAGUUUAAUUUAACAAUAAAAUGAUUGGCCUAUCAGUCAAAUCAGAAAAAAAUAAUGACUGAAUGUUAUGAGUAUCAUAUCUAGUAUAAUAUAAUUAAUUUAAUUAUAACCGCUAAAAACAUUGUUGAUAAUAAAACUUUAUCAAUAAAUU
Molecule: messenger RNA, 3562 nt
Organism: Linepithema humile (Argentine ant)
Lineage: Eukaryota; Metazoa; Arthropoda; Insecta; Hymenoptera; Formicidae
Source: RefSeq, a predicted model, not a curated record